AAUAAACAACCUAAGUACUUGAAUGUAAACAGUCUGUUUUGCUUGCAGUUUCAUUUUAUACACUGCUCAGAUCAACGCAUUUGUAAACCAUCAAUUUAAAUGUGUGAAAACCUUAUUACAGUAAAAAAGAAAAAGGUAGAAAAAAUUACAAAAGUAACUUUAUACCAUUCCAAACCUGUAACUGGGCUGUCACUCACAGACUUGAUUCUCGUAGCUCUUGCAUGAUUGGUCGCUUCAUAGUUAGACACAAAAUGAGAUUUGAAAGAGAACGCCUUGUUUGGGUUAAGAAAAGGAAAUAGAUGGUUAGACCCAAAGAAAAAGAUGGUAUUCAGUGCAAACCUUUGAGUUUUCUCUCUCUCGCUCACUUCCUGUUCCCACUUAUCCUUUUCAGGGAUCUGCUGGGAAGGUAACUUUGCCAGCUGUCCUACAUCCUGGACAGGCAAUUCAGGCAGUAAUUGCCUGUUUAGGUAGUUACUGACAGGCAAGACACACAAGACAGUAAACAAGUAAAAAGAUGCUCACACAUUCUUACCCAAAUGCUCUCUCAAUGCUUUUUUUAAAUAGCAGCUCUAAAGUGUUACAAUUCUGUUAUUAUGUUGUUUCUGUUCACCUUUUGAACAGAGCAGAGCAUAACUUUGCUAGAUGUACUAGUAACUCUUUCCCUUUAAAUGCGCUUUGCGUUUCCUGCCUUGCAGAGCACUUUUGUGAGGUUUUCUGUCUAAGUGUUACUUUUAAGAUUUACAUUUUACUGGUCUCUGCAGUUUUGAGGAACAAAAAUAAGUUGCCUACACUUCCUUCAUUUACAUAAAAAAACCCCCACAAGCAUCAAUUCCUAAGAAUAACUUCUAUGGUUUAAUUGCAGUCAGUGCACGUAGUUUGACGAAUCAUCCAGAUCACAACAUAAACAGUCACAAAAUGUGUUGUUUAAACAUUGCAGGGAACAUUUAAACAUUCCCUGCAAGUUACUUUUAUUUAAACUAAAAAAACAACAACUUUACAAUCUUAAAACCGUGAGAAAGAUUAACUUUUAUACUUUCUGUAUGUUGCAAUGUGUCAGAUAACCUAAUCUUCAUCCACCAUCUGUUUGGUCUCUAGAGUCUCUCCUGCCUGUGCUUCAUUUAGGAAGCACGUUUGUGUAUUGCUCUUGCCAAGUUAACCAGUUUUUAAUUUCAAUCACCAUCAAAUACAAAUGGCACAUGUUCCAGAAUUGUAUUUAUAAAAAGUCUUAAAAACCACUUGUUGCUUUUUCCCCUCUGUUACAGUCACUGAUCCCAAAUAAGUGCUAAUAUGUGUUACACUAACCACAUAAAGUUUAUAUGGUGAUGCUCUUCUGUCAUUACAAAAUAGAAAUUAAAAGUUGUUUAGUUUUUACCACUAAAAAAAAUAAUACAACCUGGUUGGAGAAAGGUGUUCCGUCUUUUAGUCUAGAGGUGACUAAGUUAUCAUCACUUCCUUUUUUCAUGUCAGUACAAGCAUCUUUUUUUUUUUUUUUUUUUUUUUUCUCAGGCUGAUUCGUAGCACGACAUUUUACCCAGUUCACUGUUGAACAAUGGGGCCUGGAAACUGCUCUGCAGUCAUUGAAGCUGUUGCUGGAUUACUUGUGUUGCUACUUUGCAUGUCUUGUGCCUUUGCUGGAGUAGAAAGUUUCUGUGAUGGCCGACAGAAUGGAACUCUGUGUUUUGGACCCCUGGGAGGAACUGUGUGUGUCAAACUGGUGGACAGCGUCUCAGAAUCGCAGAGUUAUCAAAUAAAACAUACAGCGUCAAUAAUCCUUAAGAUAAGAAAGAAUGAAGUUAUUUUGGGUCCCCUUUCAGACAAAUAUCACUUGAUUCUAAGUAAUGGUACAUUUAGUAUCGGAAAUCUCAAGAUGACUGAUGGUGGUGAAUAUGUUCUGGAAAUAUUUGAUUCUGAUGGAAAGAUGAAAGAACGUCGAACAUUUCAUUUGUCUCUUGAAGUUCCUGUGACCUCUGUCCAGCUGUUCGCUGAGUGUUUGUCCCAAGGACAGGUGAAUGUGUCUUGUCUCUCUGAAGGAGGGAACAAUCCUCGAUACAGCUGGACUCUGAAUGGACAAAAACCUUCAAACCGUGAGCUCCACUCUGGAAAUAGUGAGUCUAACACCAUCGUCCUGAGACCAAACGUUGCAGGUCGAGUGGUUUGCUCAGUCAGGACUAAUGCCAAUACGCUUCUCAAAGAGAAAAUCACAUCUACCUGUCACUUUGUGAACUGCACUUCAAAUGGUGUACACAUAUCUAAGUGGGUGUUUAAAGAUAACAACACUCGGUGUGUUGAACUUCUACCACAGACACAUAAUAUUAUGGCGCUAUUGCCAAUAGUAAGUGGUGCACUUGGAGCUCUGUUAAUCAUCCUUGUUGUCAGCAUAGGAAUUUUCUGUAUGAAGAAGAAAAAGCCAAACUACAAAGAAGAAAAUAAUUAUGGCCAAAAUCAGACCAGUGCUGAUCAGGUGAGGAGGCGACAGGAGCUGAGCAGAGAUAUCCCAGCGGAGUACGGCAAAGUUAAAAAGCAACCUCGGAGGUCUGAUGAUGUGAUAUAUGGAAAUAUGGACAACAGUGUGUAUGGAAAUGUGGAUGACAGUAUCUACGCAAAUCUCUGAAAAAAAACAAAAACAAAAAAAAAAACCUAUGUAAGGAAUUUGGGAAGUUUGCAGCGACUGCAAAACGACAACAGAAACAAGGAGGAUGGGAAGCAAUCUCCAUCCAUCCAUAUUUGAAGGCUUGCUGUCUGAUUCUCAGAGUGUUUAUGCAAAUCUGUGUGCUGUCUUUUGCAUUAAAAUGUUUUGUUCCUCAUCUCUCUUCCUGUUACUGGUUACAAUGAAACAAAUCUUUUUAGAACUAUGAAUGCAACAAACAUGCAUAACUAAGGAACUUAGCUACUGUUCUGUUUCAUUUGCUUUCUUUAUUACGUGCAUCCCUUAGUUUUAAGAUCCCUCUUGCUUUUUUUGUUCUGUGCCUGAAUUUAUUUUCAGCUCUGACUUUUAGUCUUUAAUUAUAUUUAUGUAGAGUUCAGUUCCUGCUUAAAUUUAAGUCCUCUUUUUCCAGUAUCUGAAUUUUAUUGUAACCUUUUGCUUCAGUUUCCUCAGCAUGUUACUGUCACAGCUGACUGAUUCUGCUAUCACACUCAUUUCACUCUGGUAAUCAUAUGCCUCAGUAUUUAACUCUCUCUCUUACAAUCAUUUCCUGCUGCUAUGCACCUGUUUGGUUUUCUCAUGUUCUGUAGGUUUUUCUUUUUCUUUUUCAUUAAACUUCCACUAUGCCAUUCA
Molecule: messenger RNA, 3277 nt
Organism: Poecilia latipinna (sailfin molly)
Lineage: Eukaryota; Metazoa; Chordata; Actinopteri; Cyprinodontiformes; Poeciliidae
Exons: 6
Coding region: 1550-2611 (353 amino acids)
Source: RefSeq, a predicted model, not a curated record